Messenger RNA from Naegleria gruberi, 590 nucleotides. Its product is annotated as vacuolar protein sorting 55 superfamily protein. The record is from RefSeq and is a predicted model, not a curated record. The transcript has a single exon. Gene Ontology annotation, cellular component: endosome. NCBI's taxonomy places the organism in Eukaryota, Heterolobosea, Eutetramitea, Acrasida, Naegleriidae. Gene Ontology annotation, biological process: late endosome to vacuole transport via multivesicular body sorting pathway. The coding region runs from base 1 to 444 and encodes 147 amino acids.
AUGGUCAGCUUCAGGAUUGUAUUUGGGCUUCUUGUUGCCGUUGCUGCAGGUGUAUCGAUCGGAGUCAUGUUGGCAAUUAUUGGAUGUGCUGUUACAUGGGGAGGAGUUGAACAUCCAGAAAAUUGGUUUGCACUAAUCACGGUGCUUUGUUAUAUAAUUGCACCUUUCCCAGAUAUUAUUGCAAGAGCCUUCUCAUCAAGAUUUGAAAAGGAAGAUCCUGAAGAUGCCACAGUGUGGGAACAUUUCGGAGCCUUCUUGACAUCAUUUAUUGCUACUAUCGGAUUAGGAUUAUUAUUUGUUUUGGCCCAUACUGGAAUUAUUCAAUGGGAAACAUUUGCUUUUGAAAUUUCAGGAGGAAUUGUCAUUGUAGCAACACUCUUUAUCAGUUUCCUUGUUUUUACAAUUGCCAAACGUAGAGAAGAUGCCGAAAAUUAUACCUAUUAACCUUAACGUCGAUUCAUUUGCUUUUUGUAUUUGUAUAUUGUUGUAAUCAUGAUAUUAUUAUUAUUGGAUUAAUAUUAUUGUAGAAUUGAUAAUUCAAUGAUAUUAUAUAUUGAGAAAUUAAUGAAAAACAAAAUUUUAAUUUAUUA